AUGUCUUACUUCAGCCACCCUAAGUACAAGACCGGGGAUCUGGUGUUUGCCAAGUUGAAGGGCUACGCCCACUGGCCUGCGAGGAUCGAGCAGGUGGCGGAGCCCAACCGCUACCAGGUGUUCUUCUUCGGGACCCACGAGACGGCCUUGCUGGGCCCCAAGCACCUGUUCCCUUACGAGGAGUCCAAGGAGAGGUUCGGCAAGCCCAACAAGAGGCGCGGCUUCAGCGAGGGGCUCUGGGAGAUUGAGCAUGAUCCAAUGGUGGAGGCCUCCCCGUCCCUGUGCUCGGGGGAGGAGCAGGGCUGCGACCAGGGGCCGGGCCCCCAGCCUGCCUAUGGCCUGCUGGACGCGGCGGCGGAGGAAGAGCCGGGCCUUGGCGAGGAGGCUGAGGCAGGAGAUCAGCACGCAGAGGCCGAGGCCGAGGCCAAGGAGCCACGGCAUCUGAAGAGGAGCGCGGGGGAGCAGACACAGGACGCCCCCAAACGGCCCAGGGAGGCGGCGCCCGGCCCGCUGGAGGUGGAGCCGAGUGGAGAGCGCGAGGCUGAGGCCUGUCCUAUCAUUGAAGAGCCUGACCAACCCCAGGAGCAGCGGCCUCCCCUGGAGGAAGAGGCCACAGACCAGGAGGCCCCCCUGAUUGGUGGAGAAAUCGAAGGCCUGUAG
Messenger RNA from Cricetulus griseus (Chinese hamster), 660 nucleotides. NCBI's taxonomy places the organism in Eukaryota, Metazoa, Chordata, Mammalia, Rodentia, Cricetidae. The record is from RefSeq and is a predicted model, not a curated record.